Messenger RNA from Biomphalaria glabrata, 4369 nucleotides. RefSeq names its product ecto-NOX disulfide-thiol exchanger 2-like. Gene Ontology annotation, cellular component: external side of plasma membrane; plasma membrane. The transcript has 13 exons. Bases 385 to 2301 code for a protein of 638 amino acids. Lineage: Eukaryota; Metazoa; Mollusca; Gastropoda; Planorbidae. Gene Ontology annotation, biological process: ultradian rhythm. Gene Ontology annotation, molecular function: protein-disulfide reductase activity; RNA binding. The record is from RefSeq and is a predicted model, not a curated record.
AAAAAUUUAAAAUCUCUCUAUACUGACUAUACUCUAUAUAAUAAUUUUAAAUAAUUCUAUAAAUAUAAAUCCUUAAAAGUUUAACCUAUGACCUAUGAUCUAUCCUAUCAGACUAUGCCGUCUAUGCCAGUAAAUUAUUAUCAUAAUUAUGGCAUUAAAUUAAUGAUAAUUAAUCAUUAAUGAUUAAAUUAAUAUUAACAUGAUUAUGAUAAGAUUAAGAUUAUGCCAUAAUCUUAAUAAUCAUUAUGGUAUUAGUUAAGAUGAUUAUCAUUAUGCUAAGCCUUAUGAUUAUCACUAAUCAUCACUAAUGUGACUAAUCAAUAAAUCAUGUCUAAUGAGUUAAAUGAGGUAAUUUGCAAGUGAUAUUGAUACUAUGUUCAUGAGAUGGAUCCUUCAAGGAACAAUUUACCUUUACAAUUCAAUAUGAACAAAAACAAGCCAGUCAUAAGAAAUAGUUCAGAAGGGAAAGAAGAUGAUGUAACCUCCAGCACCAAUCUCAACAUGAUGAAUGCCAAUGAGAAUGCUGCUGAUCAACAACAAAACAACAUGAUUGGUGUCUUUAAUAUGCUUGGUCAGAUGGUUGCCCCCCUUGGAGGGGACCACAACAUGAUGAUGAUGGGGCCUAUGAAUUUUAAUAAUUUUGGUGGUAUAAUGGGACCAGGCCCAGGACCUAUGAUGGGUGGAAUGGGUCCAAUGGGUGGACCAGGAAUGUUAGGCCCUGCUCCGCCUGGCAUGAUGGGUCACCCAUUGCCCAUAAAGGAAAUAAUCAGGUUAAAAUCCAGUGUGUUGUAUCCACCACCACCAUCUGCACCACCACGGAGCACUCGAGAGAGACCUCCUGGAUGCAGAACAAUUUUUAUUGGAGGCAUACCAGAGAACUGUACUGAGGAAUACUUAUUUGAAGUGUUUGAAAGCUGUGGACCCAUCCAGAGCAUCAGGAUCAGCAAAAAGAACUUUGCCCACAUCAGGUUUGAGAAUAUGGACUCUGUGGACAGAGCUUUGUACAUAUCAGGUUAUCGCAUGAAGAUAAAAGAUUCUGAUGAUAAAGAAGACACAGGCAGACUACAUGUUGACUAUGCGCAGGCCAGGGAUGAUCAGUUUGAGUUUGAAUGUCAUCAGAGAGCACUGGCUAGAGAAAUGAGACACAUCCAGAGAUUGGAAGAGGAACGACUGCGUCCACCAAGUCCACCACCAGUGACACACUAUUCUGACCAUGAAGCCUCACUUCUUCUAGAAAAAUUAAAAUUGGAUGACAAUUUUAUCAAAGCUUCACAGGUGUUAAUCACCUGGCUAGAGAGGGGUGAGUGUAACAGAAGAACGGCUACCAGCUUUUACUCUAUGGUCCAGAAUGUCCAUAGCCAUGUUCGACGCCUUACCAAUGAAAAGACGGCAGUUCAGGAAGAGUAUGAGCGCUAUCAGCUCCAAGUCCAGCAAAGAAUCCAAUGCAUCAGCUCUCAAUUGUGUCAGGUAGAACGUGUACUGGCGGCCUCACACAAACAAAAGUGCUGGGACCAUUUUACCAAGGCUCAACGCAAGAACAUUGAUACCUGGCAGCGCCAGGCACAGGAACUUCGUGAGAAUGACAAUUCAUUUGUUAAAGUGGAGGCCUCUGUGGAAGACAUGGAUUUUUCUGAUGAUGAGGACUCCAGCCCUGCAAAGAAAAGAAAGACAGGAGCCCACUCUGUUUCAGACAGCAUUGAGAGCCAGAAGUUAAAGGAAGAAAAUGAUGCCCUCAAAUGCCAGAUGGAAGCUUUUAAAAAUGAGGUGGACAUGGUUCGUCAAGAAUGGCGGACAGAUGUGGAAGACAAAGACAAACAAAUCAAAGCAUUACAAAAUGCACUGCAGGGAAUGCAGCAGCAACUAAUAGCCCAUAGAGCUGCAGCCUCCAGAUUGGAACUGGAAAGGGAAGAAAAUAAAUCUGAAAGGAAAGAAGAUUCAGGAAAGCCAUCAGAGGAAGGGAAAAGUUCAACAGAAGAAAAGGAGGAGGAAACUCCAUCUGCUAAAUUAUCUACUAAGGAGGACAUCACAGUGAGCAGUUCUGGUCUAACUCUGACUGAUAAAGAAGCUAAAAUGAUAGGACUGAUAUGCUGCUUCCUUCAUGUUCACCCUCAUGGGGCCACGGUGGACUAUCUGUGGUCCUACCUGCGGCAGAUUCUACCAGUCAGGACCAGAGAAGUUGAAGACCUGCUGGAAAAAAUGCCCUCAAUUUUUGAUCAAGAGAUCAUCGGCGUCGGUGCAGCCAUAGAAAGGAGGUGGAUAUUUACAGCUCUUAAAAGAGGAGCAGCUGUGUCAAGUCCAUAAGCAGAGUUUAGAUCAAGAUAUAGAAUCUAUUGUAUUUUGUGUAAAUAGUGGACAGAUCUUAUUUAUUAAUGCGUUAGACAUGCAUGUGUGAUUGAUUUUUGUUAUGAAAGUUGUGUAUUUAUUUUUUUCUCUCACAAGUUUGCAAGACUUUUUUUUUCCUUUUGAUGCUUUCUUUAUUAGGCUUAGGAAUAAUUAUAUGGUGACUUUGUACAGAUAGAAUAAAAAUUAAUUAAUUCCUAUGGGCUAGUCACUUGCACUAUUUAACUGGUAAACCUCCCCAAAAGUUUUACAUGAAGUGUUUUUCACCUAUCUGGAAUGAAUUUCAGUAGAGCCUACUAUUAAUUUUUUCAGUUUAAUGGAUAAAAACAAACACUAUACAAACAUUACCAAGUAUUUAACAGUAUGGAUUUUUUAACACAGUUUGAGUUAUGCUUAUCAUGAUCCCCUGCUAAUUUGGAUAACUUGAGCUACUUGAUGAAAUAGGCCAGUUUGCUAAAAUAUGCUAGAUAUAUAACUUUGAAUAUAACUGAAUUACCUGUAUGAAAAGUUGUUACUUUAAGUUCAAUAUAUUCAAUAUAACAAGACUUUGCAUGGUUCUAAUGUACAUUGUUGUGUUGACUGACUAGAUGGAUGAGUCAAAUGAGAUUGCAGUAUUUUGUUUUCAAAUGUGCAUCAAUAGUUGCAAGUGUCUCAGAGACCAUGCAACAUUGUAUCUUAAUGAAGAACAUACUGACCAAAACUAUUCAUCAAAGUGUUGAUAGCUGUACUAUUCAGCUUCAAAAUGUUGAAAAUUUAGCAAAACAUAAAUAACUUUGUUACAGUAUCCUGAUGUCUAUAAAAUAUGUUUGUAAUUGUUUUUGUUUUUUUUAAUUUUUUUUUUUAAUUUAAUGUAAGUUUUGAAUUCUCUUUAAAAGAAAAAAAAAAUUCCUCUCUCUAGUUUGCUAUUAAUAUAUUCUUUUUUUAAUUUUGUAAUUAUUCAAACAAAAUGCCCAUGCUCUUAAAAAUUAUAUUAAAAUGAAUAUAAAUGUUUGUUUUUCAAUGUCCAUUUAUAAUUCUCCUUUUUUUUUUCUUUUAAAAGAUCUUCUGCCAUAAUUCAGUUUCUCAUGAAAAAAAUCAUGUUUUUCUCCAUAUUCAUUAAGUUUUUCAUGCUUUCAUGCUUUUUUUUUUUUUUUGUUAAGUAGAUAUUAUGGAAUAAUAUUAAUAUUUAGUAUGUUGCUUUAAUGUUUAAAAUCAUUCUAAUUAUUGUUUGUGAUCCAGUGUCACUUAAAUAUGAAAUAUCUUUGUUUGAAAUUAAAUAAGUGAAGUGUAUUUUAUUUAGAUUGAAACAGCAGAACAUUGAUGAUAUCAAUGUCAUCAAAUCUAAAUUAUUAAUCCUCAAAUUAAUUACAAGAUUUUUUUAUUUUGGACAUAGUGAAUAAGUGAAUUACACUCAUAUAAUACUACUGUGAAAAUUUUGUCAUUCAUUUCUUAAUUCUACCAAUGGUCAAACUUUUAUGCUUGCAUUGUCACAGUGUCAACUAUUUAUCUAGUGAUGAAGCCUAUCUUACCUUUGACUAUGGUAAGUCUUUUUGAAGUAGAUAAAAAUACAUUUUCAAUGUACAAAUUUCAUUGCCAAAUCAAAAAACUUGUUGUUUUUUUUUUGUGAAAACAAUUGUAUUUACAUACACCCUCAUGUUCCUUACUAGUUUCAAAACAUGAAACUAUUUUUCGAUUUGAAAAAAAAAAAGGACUUACUCUAAAUCACAAAACAUCUUUUUUUUUCAAGGCUGAGCAUGAUUUCAGUCCCAAAAGCUUUUGUUGUGAUGAUGUUCUAAAUGAAUUCAUUCUUAGUUGGUCUUGCAUUAUUUCUUUUUUGUUUUCAGACAUCUUCAUAAAAUGGUUUCAAUAUUGAUAACAAGAAAUUUUGUCCCUUAGUUGAAUAACUUUCCACUAAUUUCAAAUGUCAAACAUAAAUUUUGAUGAACUUUUCAAACAGUUGGUCAAGGGGUGUUAAAGUGAUGACCAAUGACAUUGCGUAUUUUGCUUGUUCAGUGUUUUGUUAAAAUGAAAAAUAAACGUUAAAACCAUU